GGGGGGAUGACCUCAGCGCGUUGGCCCGAGGUAAACAAGCUGGUCGGGGCGGCCAUGGCUAAGGGCUGCUGCUAUUAAUGAAACUACUUGGAAAUGGCCACAGAAACAGUCAACUUUGUGGCUUCAUGGCUUUGAUCCCGUCGGACACUGUCUUUGAUACACUCCAUAUUAGACCGUGAUCGCUCUCCUCAGCCAUGUCGUCACGCGUGUUGAUGCGGCAGCAGCUGAUGCGAGAACAAGCUCGGGAGCAGGAGAGGCGAGAAGCCCAGCAACAGGCCUCCGCCUCUCAGCUCCGGGCCCCGGACUCCACUCCAGCCAUCUCUGUCACACUACAUCCAAAUACAGCCCGGCCACCUCCAGCGCAGGUGCCUGUGGAGGUGCUGAAAGUGCAGACCCACUUGGAGAACCCCACCAAGUAUCACAUCCAGCAGGCGCAGAGGCAGCAGGUGAAGCAGUACCUCUCGACCACGCUGAGUAACAACGCCGUCACUCAGACCCUCGGUGUGUCGCCUGGGCCACAGUGCAGUUCUGCCCCCGAGGUGGCCCCCACUGCCAACAGCGCCCCUAACAGCCCGAUGGCGCUACUUAACAUCGGCUCCAACAAGGAGGAAAUCGAAGACGUUAUUGACGACAUCAUUAGUCUCGAGUCCAGUUUUAAUGAUGACAUCAUUACAUUGAUCGACUCAGGUCUUCAGUUACCGAGCACGCUCCCAGGAAAUCUACUGGAUGUCUAUCACAGCCCUGGAAUGGCAGCACCCACUCUCACAGUUAGCAACUCCUGCCCUGCUGAUCUUCCCAAAAUAAAAACAGAAGUUACUGAUGCUGACACAAAGGCCCUCCUGAAGGAAAGACAGAAAAAAGACAACCACAACCUGAUUGAGAGGAGGAGAAGAUUCAAUAUUAACGAUCGUAUAAAGGAGCUCGGUACUCUCAUACCAAAGUCCAGUGACCCUGAGAUGCGCUGGAAUAAAGGCACCAUUCUGAAGGCCUCUGUGGAUUACAUCCGGAAGUUACAGAAGGAGCAACUGCGAGCCAAGGACAUCGAACUACGUCAGAAAAAACUGGAGCAGGCGAAUCACAGUUUAAUGUUGCGGAUCCAGGAACUGGAAAUCCAGGCACGCGUCCACGGCCUCUCUUCCAGCAGCAGCAUCUCCUCUGGUCUGACCUCCAAUCCGGCCCUGCUGCAGCAGCCGCAAGCCCCGCAGAACGGCCAGUGCUUACCCCACGCUGCAGAAGCAACGUCCGGGCAUAACCUCCUCAAUCUGGGUGCAGCAGCCAUCGGACACCCUCUGCCCACCGCCUUCCUGUCACCACCUUCAUCAGAGUCCCCUGCUGGAGUCACCAUCAGCAGCCCGUUGGACCUGGGCAGCCUGAGCUUCGCCGAGCUGGAAGACACCUCCGCUUCGGCGCUCUACCCUGAUGUGGGCUUGGGAGACAUUCUCAUGGACGACGGGUGCGCCCUCUCCCCGGAGGCGGCGGCUGAGCCCCUGUUCUCUCCUUUGUCACCGGGUGCCUCUAAAAGCAGCAGCCGCAGGAGCAGCUUGGACAUGGAUGAGGACUUAUGAUGAGUCCUGAGUGCCCGCAGAGACUGAAUGUCAGCAUGCAGUCCGCCAUCACGGUAGGUGAGUCUAGACCAGGGCUGGGCGGAUAAGUUACCAAGGGGCCACGUGACAAACAACAUCCUGCCAAGGGCCGGGCCAGCCGGGCUAAGCUAUGGAAAAUAAGAUCAGCAAAUUUCAAAACAAAACAAAGCAUUCGAAAUAGAACAUUUUUGAAAGGCAACAACUUUUUAGAGACAACAGAGUGGGACGUGGCCCAGGGACUGUAUUUUGCCCAGGUCUGGUCUAGAAAGUUGGCCAGAAACAUUUUAAAGAAAAAAAAAGUCAGAUUGAAACUAACCUAUAUAUGUUUUUUUCCCGUUUUUUUAACUGUUUUUGUUCACUUUGAAUGAUUAUGUGUGUUUGUAAAUGCAAUAGUAUAAAAUAUAAUAUUGUCCACUAGGGAUGCUUACAUUUUUAUACAUUUCAAUUAAUUAACAUUCUCAGAUAUUUUUUAAAGAUUAAGAGUAAUAUAAAUUUUGCUUGGAUUUAUUAUAGGGAAUAUUUUUGUUUUAUCACAUGACAAUAUUGGCGAAAGCAAAUGUUAAUGAUGCAGAGAUAUAGCUGUUAUUUUUUGACUGGAAUCAGGGUUUGCCUGCUUGCUCUGGCGGGGGCGUCUGGAGCAGGUACAAAAGGGAUAUUCGGAAAAUCAAUUGGCACAUGGUGAAAUAUUUUCCCUCGUUUGUAUAUAAGAAUAUUUUAUUUAGAGCAAUUGCACUGCACCUUAUGUUAUUGCAGUCUAUGCAUUUAAUGAAAUAUUAUAUCCGUUUUCCUACAGUGACACACAGUGUAGUGGAACCCCCCCCCCCCACUACCCACCACCCAAAUGAGCUGCUGCAGCUAGUUAGCCAAAGCAGGACUUCUUCCGGUGUAGCCACAUCACUUGUCACUCUUCUAUUUUUCACUUUCUUCAGCUUAUAAGAAAUGCAGUUGGGUUUUGCUGUAGUUGAUAUUUUUGAUACCCGAGUAAUUUGUUUACUUUUGAGUAGUUCUUUUGUGACUUGUCUCCAUUGACCUUGGUGAUCACUGGCUGAUUUUACCAGUUCAUAUUUUGUCAUGGAGGUGGAAGCGUGUGAAACCAUCUGAGAAUGCAUCAUGUCCCAAGUAGACCACUAUUUUCUACGAUGCAGUUCAUUAUGCGUAAGAAGUACCCAUAAAAAGGCAUUUCAUUCAUUAAACGUGUCAUGCAACUUUUGGGAAUGAAUGUGUUGAUUUUUUUCAAGACACUUUAGUACUGUAUUUCAGAUCAAGUAUUUUCAGUAAUUAUAUGCUUGAAUUUCCGAUGGCUGCCAGCAAAAAAACACAAACUGAAACCUUAAAGGCGUAUUGAUGAUUAUUUAUUAGGAGUUAAAUUUGUAUUUUUUUUUCUUGGUGCCACUGGUGUGGAUGGUUAAUUCCCAGAUCAGACACCAAACUGUUUUACACAACAAGCACGUCCGACCCUUUCACAAAUGUACAUGUUUUGUGUCUUCCGCAAUAGAGCACAUUUGAACAAAUAAACCGUUCUUUUCA
Molecule: messenger RNA, 3110 nt
Organism: Doryrhamphus excisus (bluestripe pipefish)
Lineage: Eukaryota; Metazoa; Chordata; Actinopteri; Syngnathiformes; Syngnathidae
Gene: tfe3b
Product: transcription factor binding to IGHM enhancer 3b
Biological process (GO): regulation of transcription by RNA polymerase II
Cellular component (GO): nucleus
Molecular function (GO): DNA-binding transcription factor activity, RNA polymerase II-specific; RNA polymerase II cis-regulatory region sequence-specific DNA binding; protein dimerization activity
Source: RefSeq, a predicted model, not a curated record